CUCAACUGGAACCGUCCGGAUCGAAAAAAGUACACGCCGAAAAAGCCACAAAGCCAAAAGCAUGUUGACCGAGGCAGCACGGUCAAUCCAAAAGUGGACGCCGGAGGAGGAGUGCAUAUUGGCGUCGGCUUGGGUUGACGUCUCUGAGCAUCCUAUCAUUGGUUAAAAAUUUAUUUUUUGUAAUAUAUUUAUGUUUUUAUUUUUAUAUAUUAUAUUUAAUGGUGUCUAAAAAAAUUGUGUAAUAUAUUUUUAAAGGUACGGAGCAAACGAAGGAUGCGAUGUGGGAUCAUAUCGAGGAGAAGUUCUUCACGGCGAUGAAGAAGGACGGCUCCUACCGAACCCGGGACCAACUCACUUCCAAAUGGAGCCACAUCAACAAAAAACUCCGAAAGUUUAUGGGAGUUUACGAGGGAUGCUCCCGGUCCCGGAGGAGCGGCACGAACGACGCCGAUGUUCUCCGGCUUGCCACGACCCAGUAUCAAGACGACGAGAACCAAGGCAAGGUGCCCAUCGAUCUUUGGAGGACUUUGAAUCGUUCCCCGAAGUUGCAACAACUCAACAAUCCCGACGGGGGAUCGUUCCGGAAAAGAUCCACCGUCGACGCCGAGGUUGAGGUCGACGAGACUAUCGGUUCUAGCGAUCAAAUCCCUCUCUUCAACGUUGCGGAUUCCGAUGACGAAGACCCCACUCCACGGCCGAUGGAAAGAAAGAAGGCAAAAUCCAUUGCCUCGGGUUCGGGAGGGUCCGCCUCUGUUUCCGCUUCUCCUCGCGACGAAAUCGGCCGGGCAAUGAUUGAACAACUUCGAGCGUUCAAUCUCCAAGAACAAGAGAGGUUGAAGCUAAAAGAGAAGGAGUUGAAGCUAAAGGAGCAGGAGGCUGAGAUGAAAGUCAUGCAAACCGACCCCGGGACGUUGUCGGAGUUUGGACGAAUGAUCUAUGAGCAACGAAUGAAAGAGAUCAAGGAGAAAUAUAAUUUACCUUAGUUUUUUUUAUUAAUGUAUCUUUUUUUAAAUUAUUGAUGCUUUUUUAUUUAAUGAAUGUAUUUUUUAUUAUUCGUGUUUCAAUUUAAUUAAAUAAUAAAUUAAUUACAUUUUAUUAAUUUAAUUUUAGAAGAUGUAUAUUUAAAAAUGUAAAAAAUGAAGGUUUGAAGCCCAA
Molecule: messenger RNA, 1155 nt
Organism: Cuscuta campestris
Lineage: Eukaryota; Viridiplantae; Streptophyta; Magnoliopsida; Solanales; Convolvulaceae
Source: the annotation of a GenBank genome assembly